Striga asiatica is the source of this 2104-nucleotide messenger RNA. The record is from the annotation of a GenBank genome assembly. Lineage: Eukaryota; Viridiplantae; Streptophyta; Magnoliopsida; Lamiales; Orobanchaceae.
GUGAUAACGGUGCUUCUACGAAGGAAACGAAGGUAAAAAUGGAUUUAGGAUGGAAAAUGCAGAGAAAGCAUAUGCCACACAAGUCCGAUUCCAAGAAGAAUUUAAUAACACCAUGUUUUGACGUGGAUACAACUCGUCGUGCUGGCAUCCUAUGUGGCCAUUCGCCACGCGUUUUGGAAGCCGUUAAACGCAUGUUCGAAGUAGGAAAAGCGUGGCGAAUCGAAAUAUUUCGCAUGCCCGCAAGCGCCAAGCACACAUAAGAUGAUAACCAAUCAACACCCUCCACGUGUACAUAAAGUUAAUCGAAAGGAAAACCAUGACUGCCGGCUCCUUUUCCUUGAUAAUAUAGAAUUGUAGUAACUUGUAAACCAAUACCGCUAUAUAAAUUACAAUUUAUUCUUAAUCCAACCGCAAAAUAAGCUCCCCGCCGCGUGAGGCUGAAAGAUUACACAAUUUUCAGCGUUUGUCUGUAUUUUGAGAGUUUGCUUGCAAGGAAAUAUUUAGCGAGACAGGGAAGAUGGAUGCAAGCGGUGUCGUUUUGAGGCAACCGCUUCGUUUCUCAUCGGAAAAAUCGACUUCCUUUUUCGCGGCGCCAAGGAUUCGCGCGAGCGGGAUCUUAUCAUCCGGAUUUUGUGAUCAAAGCCACGUAAAGUAUUAUAGUUUUAAUUCCGCACCUCCAUCUUGUGCUGGGGUGAAAUUGCGUGCAAUCGGGAGAAAGAAUCACGAGAUAAUAAUUACAGAAGAUAAGGCGGCCAAGAAGAUGAAGAAAAAGCAGUUGAAACUGCUUAAGGGGCUUUCCAGAGAUUUAUCCACUCUCACUCAGAUAGGUUUCGGAUUGGAUUCAGAUGGCGCUUUGAUUGAUCAAGUCAAAGGAAAUAUAAUCUCGGAAGCAUCCCAGCUUUUACUACAACAGUUUGAGAAGCUAAAAGCAGAACAAAAAGAGCUGAAGAGGAAAAAGAAAGAAGAAAAGGCAAGAUUGAAAGGCCUCCGCAUUAGCCAUGAAAUGUAUUCUUCUUCCUCCUCAUCUGAAUCUGAGUGCAACAGUGACCGUGGAGAAAUAAUGGACAUGAGAAGCAGCCUCAGCCAUUCAGAGUCCGUACAAAAUGCAGUACAAGACCCAAUUCCUGUUUUGCAGGCCAUGGCCACAUCAUCAUCAGAAUCGAAAACCUUGGACCAAAGUAAUGAAGGCCAAAAACACCUAAUCAAGGUGUGUAUGGGUGGAAAAUGUAAGAAAUCAGGGGCAGGGGCAUUAUUGGAAGAGUUUCAGAGAGUUGUUGGUGUGCAAGGUGAAGUCUUCGGGUGCAAGUGUAUGGGAAAGUGUCGAGAUGGGCCUAACGUGAAGGUUAUUUCGAGUGGAGUUUUUGUGGAUAAGUUGGCCAAGGAGGAUUCAUUGUGCAAAGGUGUUUGUUUAGACGAUGUUAAUGUCAUUGUUGGGAAAUUGCUCCCUGAAAAUUGUGGUGAUCAACAUGGACUUGGUAUUGUCGGUGCGUGUUAGCUGCUGUGGUUGAUUGUUUUCUUGAAAUGGAACGAGUAAAACUGUGUAUACAACUUAACUUUCAUGAAUGUCAAAUUGUGUGUAUCUUCUCUAAAACUAUACUGCUUAUAAUGUUUCCAUAGAAUGAUAGAAAAUAAUACAUGGAGAAAAUACAAAUUUAAAAUGGAAAAUAAAACACUUAAUUUUUCUUAUUUUUAAUGUUUUUCAACAGUGAUAUCUUUUUGGGAGUUGAUUUUUUCUUCAAAUACAUCUUCUUCCUCAUGAUGCUAAUGGUGAUAUCAUCAUCAUCACUUGAAAAACAAUGUCAUCAUCUUCUUUGAUAGAACUCUUUCUCAAUCUUUUUCCUUUAUUUGCAUCAAUUUUGGAAGUCGAAUCAGAAUUUGAGAAAGUAGCAACGUGGAUGGGAUUUCCACUGUUAAUUUGUGAGUUUGUGAGUGACGAGUCUUCUUUUUUUCUCGUCUUGUUGAGCUCUUUCAAUUGCAUCAGCUACUAAGUUGAGACUUCCUUCCAUUUUGUUAUUUUUUACCGUAGUUAAGAAGCGGAAUAGAGUUGGUGAUUGCAAACUCAGUCCUCUAUAGUAAGUUGACUCAUUUUCUCCCUAAAUAUGCA